AUGUUUAUUUCAACCAGUUUUCUCAUUUUCCUAUGUUCUAUUACAAUAAUAAAAACUGAUCGAACUAUUCGCCGUUUACCUUAUAAACUUGAUAGUGAUAUAACUGCAUUUGUAGGUGAUAAUAUAAUUAAUUAUGAAUUAACACGUAUUGAUACAAGUGGUCCCAUGUCAACUCUCGAGAUUGAAACUGAACAGUGGGUACAUGAUUGUUGUUUUAUAGUUACAUCUCAACCUGUUCUUCGUAUUCGUCUUAAAGCAGAAAAUAAUUAUCCAAAAAUAACUGCUUAUUUACGUCUUCGUACAUCAUUAUCAUCAAUUGUUAUGACUGGUACAGGAAUGAUAACAACGACAAAUUCAAUUCAAUCAGAUUCAUUAGUAUUUGAAUUAUCAGGUACUAGUAAAGCACAACUACAAGUAGAAAUUACUACUAAACUCGAUGUUAUUCUUGCUGGUACGGGUCAAAUAACUAUGACGGGAAAUGUUCGAGGUGCAGGUUAUAUUCGUCUUACUGGAGCAGGAGAAUUCGAUGGCCGUGCAUGUCCUAUGAAUACUGUUAUUGUUGAUGUUACUGGUGUUGGUACAGCGUAUGUUAUUGGUGAACAAGCUGUUGAUGUUGCUGUUGGAGGAGUAGGUCAUGUGUAUUAUCAUGGACCAUUAAGAAAUCAACGAGUUAAUGGACUUGGAUCGAUUGAUUCAUUAUUAAGCAGUAAUGGUAAAUUAUUAAAAUCAUCUGCAAUAACAAUGAAAAUAUCUAUUAACUAUUAUAUAAUUUGUUUUUUCUUUUAUGUAUUCAAAUUUUUCUUGUAA
Molecule: messenger RNA, 807 nt
Organism: Adineta steineri
Lineage: Eukaryota; Metazoa; Rotifera; Eurotatoria; Adinetida; Adinetidae
Source: the annotation of a GenBank genome assembly